Rhinichthys klamathensis goyatoka is the source of this 2729-nucleotide messenger RNA. RefSeq names its product interleukin-6 receptor subunit beta. The record is from RefSeq and is a predicted model, not a curated record. Gene Ontology annotation, cellular component: external side of plasma membrane; signaling receptor complex. Lineage: Eukaryota; Metazoa; Chordata; Actinopteri; Cypriniformes; Leuciscidae. Bases 14 to 2191 code for a protein of 725 amino acids. Gene Ontology annotation, molecular function: cytokine binding; cytokine receptor activity. The transcript has 14 exons. Gene Ontology annotation, biological process: cytokine-mediated signaling pathway.
CUUCGCGUCAGAAAUGAGCCAACGGAAGCCUUCUCAAGCUGGACUCCUGCUCUGGAUGUACGUAAUGAACAAGUUCUUGGACACAGCAGCAGCAGCUUCUUUGACACUGUCCAUCACACAGUGUGUGAUUCUGCAGUACAUCAGCAUCACCUGUUAUUGGGAAACGAGCGACCACCACCUGAACGCCAGCAGAUACAGACUGCAGAUUAACAAAACCUAUUGUGAAAGCAAAGAAAGCUACAAUUGUGUGGGUGUCUGUGAAACCAGAGGGUCUAACUGCUCCAUCCAGCCCAUCAAUUCAGCGUUACACUGUUUCCGUGCGGACGUGCUGGCGUACACACACACUGGAUCCAUACGCUCACCGCUGUACUUCUUCAACGGUCUCGAGUCAGUGAAACUUCCUCCCCCACAGAUUAAACAUCUCAAGCCAUCAGCUGGAUGUUUGCAUGUGGUUUGGGGAUUGACUGAGAGCUUUCCCAAGGAUGAGAAAAAACACAUACGGCUCCAAGUGGAGUUCACAACACAUGACCAGACUCGAUCACAGACUAUACAAGCGUAUUCCAAUGAGACACUGGAGCUCUGUGACUUACACCCUGGAUCCAAGUACACAGUGAGACUGAGAGCUCAGGACAAUCGAGCAUGCGUUCACUGGAGCUCAUGGACCUCUAUAGACACCACCACAGCGGAGAAAGCCCCGUCUGCGGCUCCUCGGCUCUGGAGACACAUCCAACCUGCAGAAGAAGCUGGAAAGAGACGCCUCACCCUGCUCUGGAAGCCUGUCUCCUGGCCUGAGGUCAAUGGUGUUGUGCUGAGUUACUCAGUGUCCUGUCGCAGUGAGCUGGAUUCAUCUCAGUGGACCUGCGGCGCAUUAAACGCAUCCAGAAGCUCCUGCGUCCUCGCCGUCUCAACCGAUCCCUGUCACUGCAACCUGACGGCUACCAACUCUGCCGGGACGUCACCUCCAGCUCACAUCUACAUACCCGCGCACACAGAUGCAGAACUCCCUCCCCCUCAGAACUUCAGCGUCACCCCAUUGGACGACACUCGUCUGAAGGUGGAAUGGACAGCUGCACUGAACCAAUCAGAGAGCGGAUUUGUGCUGCAGUGGAGUUCUGUGCCUCACAGUGGACCAGAUAGUCUUCACUGGGAACAUAUGAAUAACACUGCAAGAAGUUUUAAUCUCACAGGUCUUCUGCCAGAAGUCCCAUAUAAUCUGUCAGUCGUGAGUCUGUAUGGGCGACGAGCAGGAAGUGACAAGUCUGUCAUUGCCUUCACACAGGAAGGAGCGCCCUCUGUCGGCCCAAAGAUGACAGUGCUGAAGACGAGCGGCAGCGGCGUUGUUCUGAAAUGGGAACCUGUUCCUAUAGAGAAACUUCAUGGCUUCAUCCAGAAUUACACUGUUCUGUACAGUAUAAAUGGCCAAAGUGAGAAGGUUUACACUAGUGCUGAACAGAUAUCUCUGAGUGGACUAACAGCAGGAACCUAUAACAUCUGUGUAAUGGCUCACACUGCAGUAGGGGGCGCCGCUGGGCCGUGGCACAUAGUGGCUGUGGGGCUGGAGGAUGUACAAGUGAUCCCCAUACUGCUGUGCUCACUACUACUGAGUUUUCUGAUACUAAUAAUCCCAUUAUGCUUGAGAGUGAGGAUUAAACAGUGUCUCUGUCCGACCGUACCAGACCCCUCAAAAAGCAGCCUGUCCGUCUGGUCCAACACUAAACCAUGUCAGCAUAAACUAACAUCCACCAUGAGCUCCAUCAUCUCUAUCGGUCAAGCUACAAGCUAUCAGGAUUAUGCUGAGAAAGACUACGUCCCAGUUCAGGUAUUAGCCUACCACACUGUUAGACAUGACGACAAUGAGGCCGAAACCAAGACCAACAGCACUGGAACACACCUGGACCCCAAACCAGCACCAACUCAAGCUUUCCCGACACAUCUCCUCAACCAGAGCUACACCAAACCAGACCAAGUCAUUCCUGCUGGAUCUACAGCAGAAGACUUGGAGGCCUCAGCGGCCGAUCUCUUGUUUGAUUCACUCUUCAGCUGUGAAAGGAAUCCAGUAGAUUUCAGCAGCUACAUCCAUGUGUCCCAGAGCUACGCACCGUUUGUUACAACCACAGAAGCAUUCAGAACUCCCGAGCUCGUCGAGUGUUCGCACUUCCUGCAGGUUUUACCGGAGGACACCAACAUUUAGUUCAUCACAGCGUAAACAACGAGUCCUACGUGACUGGGGUUUCACAAUCCCACUCUCUCCAGCCAGCCCGCCAAAACAUGUGCCCUCAUAUCAAACACCAUCUUUGUGUGCAUUCUGAUCGACAGAUAUACACAGGCUUGGGAAGUCACAGGAGAGUUUGAAACGGCAUAAAGCUGGUUGGGACGUAAAGCCAGAUGCAAUGGAAUCUGAUAACUGGCCUGAUCUGGAAACUGUCUGGUGUAGACAGCCUCAGUUAAUUAUAAUUGCACUGGAUUUACAGAAGUUUCAUUGGCAGGUUCAAGAGAUUGGGUCUGCUCACUGUUCUGCCUGACACUGUGACCUAGCAGGAACUGCUUAUCCUACCGUCAGAUCUCGUCGAGGUCAAGGACUAGUCAUUUCCACAUGCGAUAUCUCUCACUAAACCAUCUCAAGAAAGAAAAAGGUGCAUAAACCACUGAUACCAGUUACAAACUGCAUGGAAAAAAUGUGCCAGGUGGGAAAAUUGCUUCCGUCGCAUGGAAACUUCUUAAAAUAUUUU